Gadus chalcogrammus (walleye pollock) is the source of this 630-nucleotide messenger RNA. RefSeq names its product transmembrane protein 275a (gene tmem275a). Lineage: Eukaryota; Metazoa; Chordata; Actinopteri; Gadiformes; Gadidae. The transcript has a single exon. The record is from RefSeq and is a predicted model, not a curated record. Bases 1 to 630 code for a protein of 209 amino acids.
AUGGUGAUCAGCGACCGGAACACCCCGGUCCCCAAGAAGGGCUCGACCCCGACGGAGGCCAGGAGGCGGCGGACGUCCCGGCCCCAAGGCCUGCCCUCCCCGGCGCUGUGCUGCGCCUGCGGCCUGUGCAUCAUGCUGGCGGGCAUGAACAUCACCCUGGUGGGGGCCUUCGCCUUCAGCACUCUGCUGCCGUCCGGGAACCCGCCCAUCAUCAUCGGCCCCAUCCUGCUGCUGGUGGCCUUCUCCUUCUUCGGGGCGUGCUGCGUGUGCAGCCGCCUGCCCCCCGCCCAGGGCUCGCUGCGGGCCAAGGUGGGCGGGGGCCGGGGGGCCGGGCUGAUGGGGACCGGCGGGCUGGCCGGCGGCGCCACCUUCGAGAUCGAGACAAGCGAGCACACGCUGCAGGACACCACGGCGGUGCAGCUCAGCCCCACCUCCUCGCCGGGCUCCUCCCCCCGCGCCUCCAGCCCCGCGGAGGGGGAGGGGCCGGCCGACUGUAAGGUGUUCACCACCGAGGCGGACGGAGGGGGGGUGUCGUCCGACGCCGUCGCCGCCGCCUUCUACUCGGCGGCGGCGACGGCGUCGGGGGGGGGGGAGGUGAGGCUCAACCUGCCGCGGGAGGAGGCGUCGUAG